Misgurnus anguillicaudatus (oriental weatherfish) is the source of this 7046-nucleotide messenger RNA. NCBI's taxonomy places the organism in Eukaryota, Metazoa, Chordata, Actinopteri, Cypriniformes, Cobitidae. The record is from RefSeq and is a predicted model, not a curated record.
GUGCGCGGCCCCUUUAAGACCGUGCGCGUCCCCUUUAAGCCCGUGCGCGUCAUGAAGAGACUCAGGUGAAUGUGAGGGGAGCUGUGAGGAAGCGCUACGAGCCGUUUCAAGUUCAAGUGUGUGCGUACAUCAAAGAAAACCACACAUAUACAAACCCUCCUUUCUCCAGUAAAGUUUAAUCAAUAUCUGAAUGGUGCUUGACUCAAUUCUUGGACUCUAAUCGGUUCACCAGGAUAAAGUGUACCUAUCCAACAGUCCUUAAGUCAGUUUUAAUUUCCAAUCCAACAACUGGUCCUUCGAGCCGGAUAUGCACUUCCCUGGAUAAAGAUGUCAGCCCAUUCUAAACCAGGAAAUCCUGCGGUUCGUCCUAAGCGUCGUCCUGCCUACUUACAAGAUUAUGAGGUAGAUUUUCUGAGUUCAUGUAAAUCAAUGCCAUCAAGUAGUCAGAGAGAGCAAGCAGUGGAGUCAUCUGAUGAUGAUAACUCUUCCUCACAUAUCACAGCAUCAGUCAGAAAACCUAAAAGAGCACAUAGUUUUCCUGUUCCUUUUCCUCCUCUAAGCCUGACUGCCAGAGAUGAGAGUUUCGACACCCCACACAACCCUCAGCAACGUACUUCUCAACGACGCACCCCCAGUCUUUCCUGUCAGGCAUCAUCGCUAAGUCAAAAUCGUCAACCACAAUCUCAGGUUCAUGCAGAGUUCCUUACCUGUGGUGAGAGUGGUGGUUACCAGAGCGACCGAUCAGAUGCUGGCACUGUAACGCUGCAGAGGAUCUUAGAGGAAAAUUCUAAUCUCCGUGAAACACAGCAGGCCAUUCAAGGUUAUCUGAAACAGAUCGAGACAGCUAAAGACGAAUUGGUUCAGCUCUUAGAGAGAGCAUGUAAUCUCCAAAGGCCUUCAGCUACUCCCAACACCCAGUCUAUUCAUCCAUCUGUUACAUUUCACCAUGGGGUACAGGCGGAUGAUGACGACUGGCCAGAGCCUCCUCCGCCUGUUUCCUGUGAGGAGCCGAGAUUCGUGAAAAUGCGAGAAAUCACAGAUCAGUAUAAUGACAAGCACAAGAGUAUCAGUGACACCAGAGUCCCACCUACACUUAACUCUAAACUCACCUCUGCAGAUAGGUCUAUGGACUUCAAGCAUUCAAGUCCGCGUGAGGAGUGGCUGAGGUAUGGUCAGUUUCCUGCCCCGCAGAUGAGUUCCCAGUAUGUUCAUGAUCAAACAUGGGAUACACCGAAACAUCCUUAUCCUGGGCAUCCCCGAAUGGCAUCCCAUAACAUAUCACCUACCAUGGCGUCUGUGGAUACUACAGAGAAGUAUUACAAAGGACCAAGCCCCACUAUUCCUUACUUCCGAAACAAAGAUCCGAGUGAGUUCGCACGUCUGAAGAUGGCCUUGGAUAACCUCUUACCACCUGACAGUACAGAAAUGUUCAAAUAUCAGAUCCUAGUUGACCAUCUAAAGCUAGAGGAUGCUUGUCUAAUAGCUGACUCCUACCUGCAUUCUCCAACACCGUACCGGGACACCAUGAUGGCCCUCAACGAGCGAUUUGGUCAGCCUCACCAGGUAGCAUUGAAGAGGAUUGCCACUAUUCUCGAUUCCCCUGAUAUCAGCCGCAAUGAUCCAUCAGCCUUUGAGAAGUUCUCCCUUCAAGUGCAGUCUUUAGUUGGUCUGCUUAAGACAUUAGGCCAGGAAGGUAGCAUCGAGUUGCAGUGUGGGUCGCAUGUUGCACGUCUUCUCAGUAAACUGCCACCUGAAAGACGGGCCGAUUUCCGCCGCCACAUGUUACACCUGCCGGGAGUGACAUAUUCACUGAUGGAUCUGGCAGACUGGCUCAAAUAUGAAUCUUGGUGCCAAAGUUACGAUGAUCAAACCAUCAGAAAGGAGAGCCGACCCAAAACUGAGUCCCGGGUAGCUCAGCGGUCACGCCGAACCACUGCCACUUUACUGACUGGGUCUGGAAAUAGUUCGGAGGCAAUAGUUACAUAUCCUGCGGCCAAGGAAGAGGAAAGGGCUAAGAGUAAGCUCGCAGUAUAUUGCUUCUACUGUCAAACCUCAGAGCAUGCAUUCAGUCAAUGCCCCAAAAUCCCGACCCUUACCAAAGACCAACUCUCGGAGUGGAUACGCACCAGUCGAAGAUGUUGGCGGUGCGGCCGUGCUCAUCAGGCUGCCCAAUGCGGUUUGAAGAAACCAUGUCCGCUUUGUCAGAGAAAGCAUCUACGAAUUCUUCAUGAGGUCAAUGAGAGGCCGGCCAUUGAAGCAUCCAAAACAGAGGCAUGUCUAGUUAGUUCAGCAACGCAGACAUUGUACCUGAACAAACCAACCAGCAGUAAGAAAGUCUUACUCAAAGUUGUCAGAGUGCUGCUGCAUCAUGGAGAUAACACACUGGACACGUUCGCUAUCCUCGAUGAUGGCUCUGAGCGUACGAUGCUCCUAACAGAGGCCGCACAGAAGCUUGGUCUACAAGGGACUCCAGAAAAUUUAGCUCUGAGAACUAUCAGACAUGAUGUGCAGACUAUCAAUGGCGCUGCAGUUUCAUUUCACAUUUCUCCAUACACCAAGCCAAGUAAACGUUAUUUUAUAUCUGGAGCUUUCACUGCCCCUCAGCUUGAUCUAAUAGAUCACUCUUACCCAAUUCCUAAGCUGCAGAAGCAAUACAAUCACCUGGCUGGAUUACCACUGCCGUGCUUUGAAAGAGUGAAGCCUCUCAUCCUAGUUGGUGCAGAUCAAACCCACAUUAUCUCACCAAUCGAACCGGUGAGACUUGGUCCUGCUGGAGGUCCAGCUGCUAUAAGAACCAAACUGGGAUGGACACUUCAGGGACCUACCAGCUUACUGGAACACAGACUCAAGCCAAACCAAUGUCUACACAUUUGCACUUCACCCUGUACUGCUGAGGUACUCAAGCAUGUUGAAAGGCUGUGGCAAGUGGAUGUUCUGCCAUUUCAGAAUGUAAAAGAGUGCACAAGAUCUAAGCAGGACAGAGAGGCCAUCGAGCUUCUGGAGUCUAAGACUGUUCGCGUAGAGGUGGAGGGAACAAGACGGUAUGCAACACCUUUGCUGCGUAAGGGUGACAUGCCCUAUCUCCACGCCACGAUGGAAGCCGUCAUGCCACGUUUACGAAGUACUGAAAGGAAAUUGGCAAGAGACUCUCAACAGGCUGAAGCUUAUUCUGCAGAGAUUCAGAAACUGGUACAGUCUGGAGCUAUCAAAAGGCUCAGUCCAGAAGAGAGGGACAAAGAUGGUGAAACUUGGUUUAUCCCCCACCACAUGGUAAGUCAUAAUGGGAAGAACCGUGUGGUGUUUGACUGCUCCUUUAAGUUCAAUGGACUCAGUCUAAAUGAAUCACUCCUUGCUGGUCCCACUUUGGGUUCAUCACUCCUUGGGGUCUUACUCAGGUUCCGCGAGCAUGCAGUGGCCAUAAGCGCAGACAUCAAGGGCAUGUUUCAUCAGGUCCGCCUUCUUCCAGAAGAUAGACCUCUUCUUCGGUUUAUCUGGCGUGACUCAAAGGAAGGUGGUGCCCCUGAUGUCUUUGAGUGGCAAGUUCUUCCCUUCGGGACGACGUGUAGCCCCUGCUGUGCUACUUUUGCCUUACAGCGUCACGUGAAAGAACACAGCCAACCCGACGAAGACGUGAGGUUUUCAGUAGAACAAUGUUUCUACGUGGACAACUGCUUACAGAGCCUGCCAUCAAAAGAGGAUGCUAAGCAAUUGGUGGACAAGUUGAGGGGGCUGUUAGCUGAAGGGGGCUUUGAAUUGAGACAAUGGGCCAGCAACGUACCUGCUGUCGUGCAACAUCUUCCAUGUGAAGCCAAGUCAGAUGGUCUUGAACUUUGGUUGGCUCAUGAAAAGAAAGAGGUCCAGGAGUCUACUUUGGGACUUAGCUGGAACUGCCCUUCAGAUGUACUGACAUACCGCCACCGGCCCAUAGUUCAUGGUGCUCCUACCAUGCGGAUUAUUUACAGAGUUUUAGCCAGUCAGUACGACCCCCUGGGGUAUAUCCUUCCAUACACCACCCGGGGAAAGGUGUUGGUGCAAAGGCUUUGGAGUAAACAGCAUGGCUGGGAUGAUACUCAACUUCCACAAGCCUUAGUCCAAAGUUGGAACGAAUGGGAAAGUGAGCUGCCGUUUCUUCCCAAGAUCAGUUUCUCAAGAGCGUACUUACCAGCAUCAGUAGACCAGGUCAGAGCUGCUACAGAUCUUCACAUAUUCAGUGAUGCGUCAGAAAGCGCAUAUGGAGCAGUCGCUUACCUGCGUACUGAAGAUCAGCUUGGUAAGAUUCACAUCUCGUUCGUCCUGGCGCGUUCUAGAGUAGCACCAAGAAGAGUCCUGUCAGUGCCACGUCUAGAGCUCUGUGCUGCUGUAACUGGUGCACAGUUGGCAAACCUCUUAAGAAAGGAGUUAACGUUGCCCAUUCGCCAAACAAUUCUUUGGACAGACUCCACUACUGUGCUGUCAUGGAUACACUCAGAGUCUUGCCAUUUCAAAGUUUUCGUUGGGACCAGGGUGGCUGAAAUCCACGAGCUAACUAACCUCACUGCCUGGCGAUAUGUGGAUUCAGUUCAAAAUCCAGCCGACGAUCUUACACGUGGAAAGACUCUGAGUGAUCUCUCGAAGCCCAACAGGUGGUGUCAAGGACCCCCGUUUCUGUUUAAUCCACCAGAAAACUGGCCAUCAAACCCGACAGAGCGCACUACGAUUGACAGGUCUGAGCUGAAGAAAUCUGCAUUCUGUGGAGUAACAACUACAAAAGAACUAAUUGGCAGUGAGCACAGAACAUGGACAGAACUCAUGGAAACUACUGCACGGGAGCUACAUGGGGCGGCUGGAGAACCAGGGGAACCUACAGCAGGUACUUACCAAGCAGCGGAGACUUACAUCCUCCAGAAGAUACAGGAUGAGAGUUUCCAAGAGGAAUUACAACGACUGAAGACUGGCAAGGAUCUCCAACGAAGCAGUCGCUUACUCACCUUAGCUCCUGAAUAUGAUGAGGCUUCAAAUCUACUCAGAGUUGGUGGUAGGCUGAGGCGUGCUGAAACGUUAGAUCCUGCUGUGAAACAUCCUGUAGUGCUGGAUGCCAAACAUCCCGCUGUGAAGCUACUUCUCCAGGACUAUGAUAAAAAUCUCUGCCACCCAGGCCCUGAUAGGGUGUUUGCAGAAGUAAGACGGCAAUACUGGGUUCUAAGAGGAAGAGAGGCAAUUCGUAGCCUGCAGCAUGCUUGUACGGAAUGCCAGCGUUUGAGAGCCAAACCAUCUGUUCCUAAAAUGGCAGACCUUCCCUUAGCACGGCUGCGUAUCUACAAACCUGCGUUCUAUUCCACUGGAGUUGAUUGCUUUGGUCCCUUCCUGAUAAAGAUUGGCAGACGAGUGGAAAAGAGGUGGGGAAUCCUUUAUAAGUGUCUUACCACACGAGCCGUACACAUCGAUCUUCUGCACAGUUUGGACACGGAUUCAUUUCUGAUGUCACUUCGAAGGUUUAUUGCACGCAGAGGCUCACCUGUGGAGUUACUGUCUGACCAAGGGACGAAUUUCCGAGGAGGAGAACGGGAGCUCCGGGAGGCUUUCCAGUCCAUGUCACAUGAUCUUCAGCAAAGACUCGCUCCACAGAAGAUAGCGUUUCAUUUCAAUCCUCCUGCGUCACCACACUUUGGGGGAGUGUGGGAGAGGGAGAUAAGAUCCAUAAAGAUGGCAUUAUCUGCAACUAUUGGGGCCCAAUCUGUAUCAGAGGAAGUACUCAGGACUGUGUUAAUUGAGGUAGAGAACAUCCUUAAUUCAAAACCUCUUGGGUAUGUGUCUUCUAAUGUGGCCGAUCUUGACCCAGUAACGCCCAACCUUCUUCUCACGGGGCGGCUGGAUAGCUCCUUGCCUGCAGUCAUCUACCCUAAGGAGGAAGGCCUGAGUCAUCGACGAUGGAAGCACUCCCAAGUGCUUGCCGAUCAUUUCUGGUCCUCCUUUAUCCGCCAUUACCUUCCAAAUCUCCAGGUCAGACAUAAAUGGCAUCACACAGGCCCUGAUAUAACCCAAGGCACUGUAGUCAUGAUAAUGGAUCCCCAGCAGCCAAGGGCACACUGGCAGGUUGGAAUGGUAGUCCGAGUGCACCCUAGUCAAGAUUCAAAGGUGAGAUCAGUGGACGUCCAGGUCGAAGGUAAAAUUUAUACGAGACCUGUUGCUCGACUAGUGGUUCUACCUCCAAUUCCAGAAGAGGACAAGGAAGAGCUUCAAACACCCAAUGUAGCCUGAUUAAUGCACACGCAGCCCUCUCAUAAUUCAAAUUGAGCAUGCAAUUUGGGGGCGGCUGUAUAAACGGUUUGCGUGCGCGGCCCCUUUAAGACCGUGCGCGUCCCCUUUAAGCCCGUGCGCGUCAUGAAGAGACUCAGGUGAAUGUGAAGGGAGCUGUGAGGAAGCGCUACGAGCCGUUUCAAGUUCAAGUGUGUGCGUACAUCAAAGAAAGUGAGUUAUUCAUAAUUAAAAUAUUAUACAGAGCAUGUUUAUGUUGCAGUUAUGCGGGAUAUCACUGUUAGGUGAAUUAAACUUGAGUUAUUGAGCUCGUUUAUCGAGUGUAAUGUAUGCGCGAUCCUCCGUGCAUUUCCCGCCAUAUCGAGUUUAUUGUUUGAUUUAUAUUGCUAUUUUGCUAAGUUUUAACACAUUGUUAGUUGCUGUUUAUAUUAGUAUGUGUAUUUGUAUUGCAUAUGAUUGUAAUAUGAAGGUUUAAGUUGAGCAUUUAGAUAAGAUUUGAUAUAUUUUACAGUUAUUACUUCACGCCCAUAUUGUCAAUGCUACUGUGUGGAUAAUAUAAUUUAUUCCUAACUACAUUUAUAAGUACUGGGCUGUAUUAUUCUGUAUUAUUGUGUUUUGUGUAAUUUAUCAUAUCUUAUGUAUAUCUGUUUUGUGUUUUAUUUGUACAGACCACACAUAUACAAACCCUCCUUUCUCCAGUAAAGUUUAAUCAAUAUCUGAAUGGUGCUUGACUCAAUUCUUGGACUCUAAUCGGUUCACCAGGAUAAAGUGUACCUAUCCAACAGUCCUUAAGUCAGUUUUAAUUUCCAAUC